AGAUGCAAUUGCAUACCAAACAAAUAAACGGAAUAAGAACUUUAAACACAAAGAGAUCCAAAUGAUUAGAUUAUGGUUAAAAAACAAAAGUAAACCGAAGAAAAAUCAUUUUUUUAUGGUUCAAUUCAUUUACUUAUAUGCAAAGGAUAAUAAAAUAUUUAAUGAUGAAUACUUACAAAGUAGUACCAGAGGAGUAAAUAAAAAAUAAACAAGGAUUAAAAUGGUAAAUGGAGGUUAUUAUGAAGGUGAUUGGUUCGAUAGUAUGAGACAUGAUUAAGGAAUUCAAUUAUGUACAUUAUAAUCUUUUAUUAUUAUUAGUAAUGGAUAAUGGGUUAAUGAUAUGGCAAAUGAAAAGGAACUUAUUCUAAUUCAGGAGGUGUACAUAAUAUAUUAUAAAAGAGAUUGGGUUAAUGAUUAAUAACACGGUUAUGAAAUUGAUUUAUGGUCAGAUGAAUCUAAAUAUGAAAUAUUCAAAAUCAUUCAAUUUAGUGAAUUUUUACAUUUGUUACAAAGUAUGAAAAAGAAAAUUAAAAUUUGCUGAUAAUAAUUUAUAUGAAGGAGAUUUCUUAGAUAAUGAUAUAAAAGGUUAUGGAAAAUUAGUUUGGAAUGAUGGAAAAACUUAUGCUGGAAAUUGGUUAAACAGUAAAAUGA
Molecule: messenger RNA, 651 nt
Organism: Paramecium sonneborni
Lineage: Eukaryota; Ciliophora; Oligohymenophorea; Peniculida; Parameciidae
Source: the annotation of a GenBank genome assembly